Frankliniella occidentalis (western flower thrips) is the source of this 3570-nucleotide messenger RNA. It is a transcript of the gene lili, whose product is annotated as protein Lilipod. The transcript has a single exon. Bases 280 to 1842 code for a protein of 520 amino acids. Gene Ontology annotation, molecular function: transmembrane signaling receptor activity. Lineage: Eukaryota; Metazoa; Arthropoda; Insecta; Thysanoptera; Thripidae. Gene Ontology annotation, biological process: signal transduction. The record is from RefSeq and is a predicted model, not a curated record.
UACCAUGGUAAGAAACCAAGGGAAAAUAGUUAAAACUAUUGUGGCCUAAUUCAGCCUGCGCCGUAGACGUGCUUCCACAAGUGGCCAUCUUCCGAGUUGCUGCAAGUGUGUCAAUAUUCUUCGGGCCAGUGGUUCGGAAGAUUCCCUUUCAAGUUCUUCAAACCUUCUAUCCUGAAAAAUACAUUUCCUCUGGUGGUUGAGUUUCCUCAUCAUGUGAGGUUAUGGUCAACGGGUCUGCACUGAUGACUGCCCUUGCUGACUGCUUACUGAAGAUUGAAGAUGGAGGAAGAACCAAAUUUGAAGGAACAAAUAUUCCACAAUACUGUGAGGGAGAACAUUAUUUUUAUGCUCUUGUUCCUAUUAUUGUAUUUGUCCAGCUACACUCUGAUUGGAAGAUUUCGUCGAAGAGACAGGGAAGAAUAUUUGUCUACCGAUGAAGAUGAAGCCAUGGUCUACCGAAUCAGCCUAUGGUUAUGUACAUUUUCCUUGGCUGUGUCAGUUGGUGCGGCAUUAUUAUUACCAAUUUCUAUUGCCAGCAAUGAAGUUCUUAUCAUAUAUCCAAAUAGCUAUUAUGUCAAAUGGCUUAACAGUUCCCUUAUACAAGGCUUGUGGAAUCAUGUUUUUCUCUUCUCUAAUUUGUCUUUGUUUGUUCUCUUACCAUUUGCAUAUCUCUUUACUGAGUCAGAGGGUUUUGCUGGAAGUAGAAAGGGACUGAUGGGCAGGGUGUAUGAAACCGUUGUAGUACUGUUUCUGCUUGGUAUUGUAGUACUAGGCCUUACUUACAUCAUUUCAGCCUUGCUUGACAAAGACAAAUCAAGUUUUCAAACUCUUCUGAAUUUAUGGAGUUACUACUUACCUUUCUUAUACUCAUGUGUAUCCUUCUUGGGUGUUCUGAUGUUGUUAAUCUGUACUCCCCUUGGAUUUGGGCGCCUCUUUGGUGUUGUGAGCCUAUUCUUGGUUAAACCUCAGUUCUUGAGGGAUCUUAAUGAAGAAUUCUCUGUAGCUAGGCUGGAAGAAGAGUGUUUAAGACGACGCCUGAAACAAGUAAAAGAAUCUAGCCAUCUGAACCUAUGUCCACCACCAAUGGUAAUGCCAAUGGAUAUAUCAGAUCCAGACAGUCAGUCAUCCAGAACUUUACAUAGGGAGAAAGAUUUAGUACAUCUGCUAGAGAAGAAGCUAAGUGCUUGUGAGGAGAAACGUAAACUUGUUGAUAAGCAAAGACGAACAUCUUGGCUUCAGAGGAACUUGGUGUAUCCUGUGGCCAUGUUAUUACUAAUUGCAUUGACAUGUAUCGCUGUUCUGAUGGUGGUACAGAACACCCUAGAACUGCUUAUUGGUAUGAAAGCCUUACCUCUGAGUACUCGACAAUUCACCCUCGGAAUAUCUUCCUUGUCCAUGCUCGGACCAUUUGGUGCAGCUCUGGAAAUAGUUCUGAUACUGUAUCUUUUUGUGACAUCAUCCAUUGGACUGUAUACCCUUCCAUUACUAUCCAGGGUAAGACCAAAGCUUCAACAAACAACCCUAACCCAUGUAAUAGCCAAUUGCUGCAUGCUUCUUGUCUUAAGUUCAGCCCUACCAGUCCUUUCAAGAAUAUUGGGAAUCACCAACUUUGAUCUGUUGGGUGAUUUUGGAAGAAUAGAAUGGCUUGGAAAUUUUAAUAUUGUCUUGUUAUACAACCUGGCUUUUGCAUCUGCUGCCACUUUGUGCCUCAUGAACAAAUUCACUAGUACAGUCAGGAAAGAGCUGUAUGCUAGAUUUCGUAGCUUUUUUGCCACUAUAUUUGAGGCUUCCACUACCAAGAAAGGUACCAAAGCAUCUAACUCACCAACUAAGGAAGAUUAAAUGAGCAUUCUGUUUGAAUGAUUUUAAAAAAACUAAGUUAUUUAUAAGUUCUUGGCUUUCUGUAGGAAUACGUAAUUUAUUUCUUAUUUUAUAAUCAUUUUUAUAGGUCUUUUAUUUCAAAUAAUUUCCAUAGCUGCUGUUUUUUUUUUGUUUUUUUUUUCUCUAUGUAAUGGGAGCUUUUUUCACUGCAAAGCAAGUAUGGUCUAGUCGUCAUGUUUCCUCCAUUGCAUACUCCCUUCUUAAAUUUGCCAAAACAAAAAAAAAAAGAAAACUGGAGCUUCUGUAUAUAUUUUGAGGGAAGUUAAUUAUUUUUCUUGUGAUUAUGAUCAGUCAGCUUGUUAUAAAUAUUAGUGAAGACCAGUUAUUUAGCCAUUUUCUCAAUUUGCUUGAUUAUUAUUAUGUAAUAUUAAUUUGACAAGUUAAAACAAGUCUUCCACUAGUAUUUCUGUGUUGUCGUUGCAAACUUGUGUAUGUAUAUUGGAAAGACAAUUAUUGGUACUGUAGUUUGCAGAAAUUCACCGCAGCUGUGAAGAAUAUUAUAUGAUGUAUUCAUGUAGCCUUUCUAACAUUGCCUGUCCCUCAAGGUGUUUUGUCAGCACAAAUUUAUGAGACUGAUUUUCAACUUGAAUGUGAAGAUUUAAUGUACAGCAAUAUCAGUAUAAGUCCUAUAUUUCACAAGUUGUUCUUUGUGACCAGUAUAUACUGAUAAUAUUGCUAGCCACUUGCUUAACUUUUAUGGUUUCUGAUUUGACUGUAGACUUAGUUAGUCACAAAGUGUUUAAAUGUUUCUUUUUUUAUGUUCAUAUGUGAAGACAAUGAAACCCUUAAUACAUUAAAUCUGUGAUAAAGAAGGUCAUAUCCUCAUAUCUGUACCACCAAGUUGUCUUAAUGUGUCAUGUUUAGAUUAUGUAAGCACCAUGCACUAGCACUUAACAUUCUGCUUAUGACAGGGACAUAUCUCAAGUCCAAAAGGAAUGUCUGUUUUUCUCUUCCUGACUCAUAUGAGAAAUCAGUUGUUGAAUGGCUCACUCUGUUCCCUACUCUAAGGCUGAAUUCGUCAGUCAGGAAGUAGGUAGAUUUUUUAGUUUAUCAGUCAAUGUGAUUCAAAUGGCUUCAUGUGUGAAACAAAGGAGGCUGUGUGGUAAUUGUGUAUUGAACCUAAGCAAGAUUUUCUGUGAUUCUAUGAUUGUAGGUACUUUGUUGUUUGAUACCACCAAAAACCUUUGACUUGUCCACUAGGUCUUUUCUUAUUUGUUAACAUGUUUUACCAAUAUUUAACAAAUCUCUGGCAAUAUUCAUGCUAUGUUUGUGAAAAGUUGUCAUUUCUUGUAUUUUGCUUGAAAGCACGUUUUAGUCAAUAUACUAUUUAUAUCCUGUGAGUUCUUUGUCAUUUGUGAAAGUGACUAAAUUUCAAUUACACUUAAUGUUGAUUUUGCUUCCUCUGUGUCUGGCUUUGUUACAUUUGUCUCAAUGAAUGCUUUCAGUAUUAACUCCUGGCUCACAUUUUCUAUCGCCGAUUUUCCUUGUCUAUAGUAAACUGCAAAGUCAGUAAAGCUUGUCUUAUAAGGAGUAUAGUAUCUAUCUAUGUUUCUUACUUCCAAUGUUUCACGGAAAUUUGAGAGCCUUUCUGAAACACUUCUGCUUAUCAAUAAUGGAGUGCAGUCUCUCUUGCAAUUGCUUUACAUCAAAGACUGUAUGUGAUUUUGAAUAAAUUUUACACAGAUCAAA